UAUAAACACAGCUUUAUAAAAUUGCCUGCUACAUCCUGUCGCGAUCAGCACGUAGACAGUUGUCACCCACGAACUCUGCAAAAAAAACUUUUUAGUUUUGUUGGACUUGUUUUUAUUUUGUGGACAAUUAAACGGUGUCCUCAUUGAGAAUGGAUGAUAUCCAAGUAGUUGAAUCGAAGCCUCUCAUCGGGGACAAGGAUUUGCAAGGGCUAAGAGAGGCUGUUCAGCAGUUGGAGAUAAAGGAGCACGAUGUGGAGACUCCGUAUGGCAGAGUCCACUGCACCAUGAAAGGGGUUCCUAAGGGUGACCGGCCCGUCAUCCUCACCUACCAUGAUAUUGGACUGAACCAUAAAAGCUGCUACGACACUUUGUUCAGCCAUGAGGAUAUGCAGGAGAUCAUGCAGCACUUUGCUGUGUGUCAUGUAGAUGCACCAGGGCAGCAAGAGGGAGCAAACACCUUCUCCACUGGAUAUGAAUACCCUUCCAUGGACCAACUGUCUGAGACACUUCCAUCAAUCCUCAAACAUUUUGGACUGAAGAGUGUGAUAGGCAUGGCUGUUGGUGCGGGCGCUUAUAUCCUCGCUAAGUUUGCGUUGGAUCACCCUGCUAUGGUGGAAGGCCUUGUGCUAAUAAACAUCAACCCAUGCUCUGAGGGCUGGAUGGACUGGGCAGCACACAAAAUCUCUGGUUGGACUCACGCCAUGCCUGACAUGAUCAUCUCUCACCUGUUUGGAAAUGAGGAAAUCCAUCAGAACCAUGACCUCAUUGGCAGAUACCGUCACCACAUUGUGAAUGACAUGAACCAGUACAACCUGCAUCUCUUUGUCAAGUCCUACAGCAGCCGAAGAGACCUGGAAAUCGAGAGGCCUGUACCUGGUGGCCAUGCCAAUGUCAGAACUCUAAAGUGUCCUGCACUCCUGGUAGUUGGAGACAGUUCCCCAGCAGUGGAUGCUGUGGUUGAGUGCAACACAAAGCUGGACCCGACCAAAACCACACUGCUUAAGAUGGCUGACUGUGGAGGCUUGCCCCAGGUCGACCAGCCUGGGAAGCUAACAGAGGCUUUCAAGUACUUCAUUCAGGGCAUGGGCUACAUGCCCUCUGCCAGCAUGACCCGCCUGGUCCGUUCCCGUACAGCAUCCGGCUCCAGCGUUACUUCCUUGGAAGGCAACCGCAGCAGGUCGCACACUAAUGAGGGCAACCGCAGUCGCUCCCACACCAACGAGGGCCGGGCCCGAGCCCACACCUCCGACAACCAACGCACACGUUCACACACUGACAACAUGGACAGUUCUGUGGACCAGGCUCCCAAGUCCACCGAAGUGUCCUGUUAGACUGGUGACCUCGUCUCCAGUCCAUCUCACAUAUGCAUUAACCUUUCUGUUCUGACUGUGCUGCGCUGCCACUAACUACACUCUCAACAAGACCGCCGCAUGCCGCUGUGCUGUUUCUCUCAGGCGUCUUGCACCAUUUUAUUUGUUAGAGGGCAUUUAUGCCAAAGUGUCUUGUGUUUAAGACUACAUUUCCUGGGGAAAUGCUGAGGGAGGAGUGGAUAGAGUUGAUGAUGGAGUUAUUUCAUUUAGUUUUUUUUUGCACCCUGCGCAAAGGCUGUCUUGUUGUUAGAGGCAAUGCAGCACAGAGACAUUUUGGUGGUCAUUAUCCAGGUAAGCUAUAGGCACCGAGAAGGGCACAUUUGUAAAUUUAUGUUAAUCUAUAGUCUGCUAUUCAUUUUCUUUAGUCAAGUUAUACCACUUUUAUAUGCUAGAUUAAGUGCAUAAUUAAGUGUAUAAUCUGUAUAUGUUGAAAUGAACCUCAUUGAAUGGAAAAGGGAUUGGUUGACCACAGAUUAGAGACGCUGGCAUUUUUUCAUGAUGCUAACCUACGUUUUAAAACUGAGGUAUAAGCUUAUAUUGUGUUUAUUUGCAUUUUCCUUGCUGGGAGUGUCCCAUUAUUUUGUGUUAUAUUUGUAACUCUGUGAUGGAUGCUCUCGAAAGUGAUUUUAAAUGAUUAAGGGAUCAAAUGUUAAAAAAAAUCUUCAUUUUAAAUUUAACACAACCAAUAUGUAGAUAUUAGAAGACUGUAUAUGAGUGAUAUUUUUGUUGUUUUUUGUUUGUAAUGAUGAUUUCUAUGCAAUCAA
This is a messenger RNA of Carassius auratus (goldfish), 2134 nucleotides long. RefSeq names its product N-myc downstream regulated 1a (gene ndrg1a). The record is from RefSeq and is a predicted model, not a curated record. Bases 150 to 1331 code for a protein of 393 amino acids. The transcript is spliced from 16 exons. NCBI's taxonomy places the organism in Eukaryota, Metazoa, Chordata, Actinopteri, Cypriniformes, Cyprinidae.